Synchiropus splendidus (mandarinfish) is the source of this 2555-nucleotide messenger RNA. RefSeq names its product angiotensin II receptor, type 1b (gene agtr1b). Gene Ontology annotation, molecular function: angiotensin type II receptor activity. Gene Ontology annotation, biological process: immune response; regulation of vasoconstriction; G protein-coupled receptor signaling pathway. Lineage: Eukaryota; Metazoa; Chordata; Actinopteri; Syngnathiformes; Callionymidae. The coding region runs from base 397 to 1479 and encodes 360 amino acids. The record is from RefSeq and is a predicted model, not a curated record. The transcript is spliced from 2 exons. Gene Ontology annotation, cellular component: membrane.
GGAAGGAGAGAAGGGGAGGAUAGGUAUUGUGUAAGAUUGUUUGUGUGUCACCGGAGAGAGAUGGUCCAGGACAAUACGUGGCUGACGGGCUCUAACUCCAAUAUAAUUCAUUCAUCUUUGUGUGUGUGUGUGUGAGGGAGAGAGGAAGAGGGAGAGAGAGAGAGUAGGGGGUGUCAAAGAGUGUUCCUGCUCGUCUCGCUCUACAAGUUAAAUCAGAAGCAGCAACUGGGACUCCGUGGCCGUUUCAAUCUCAGCUUGUCCUGAAAGCAUCAGCCGCCUCCCUGUUCAGCGCCACAGGACUCACCAAGGCCCGUGCCCAAAGGCCCGCUUUGCCCGCGCCCCCCGCUGUCAGGGUCUCGUCUUCAAAGUACCAGGACCCGACGCUUGAAAGGCAAAAUGCAGAACGUAACGACGGAAGCAGGGGACGGAAUCAAACUGGCCUGCGGCAUGUCUGGGAACCAUGACUUCAUCUUCACCCUGGUGCCUAUUGUCUACGGCUGUAAUUUCAUCAUUGGCAUAGUUGGAAACAGUAUGGUGGUCGCCGUCAUCUACUGUUACAUGAAGCUGAAGACAGUGGCUAACAUAUUCGUCCUCAAUCUCGCCAUGUCCGACCUCACCUUCCUCAUAACGCUGCCCAUGUGGGCUACUUUCACAGCCACGGGUUAUUAUUGGCCAUUUGGGGGAUUCCUCUGCAAGGCGAGCGCGGGGUUGAUCAUAUUUAACCUCUACACCAGCAUUUUUUUCCUCACAGCGCUCAGCAUUGAUCGCUACCUGGCAAUUGUUCACCCUGUGCAGUCCCGUAGAUUCCGCACCGUUGUGUACGCACGCAUAACCUGUGUGGUCAUCUGGCUUUUUGCAUUCGUCCUGAGUGUGCCGACCGCAAUGACCCGCGAUGUCCACAUCAUCGAGAACAAAACCGUGUGCGCCAUCCUCCACCCCACCAUUCAAAGUCCCAGGAUGAAGGAGCUGCUUCUGGCUUUGUCUUUGAUGAAAAGCCUUCUGGGUUUCUUGGUGCCGUUCAUCAUCAUCAUCACCUGUUACUGUCUAAUUGGUCGGGCGCUUCUGAGAGCGAGACAUAUUCAGAAAAGCUCCCGGUCAAGGGACGACGAGGUGUUGCGCAUGCUAGCAGCAGCUGUUUUGGCCUUCUUCCUGUGCUGGGCGCCCCAUCAGGUGUUCAACCUCAUGCAGACUCUGACACAGCUGACACCCGGGGAGAACUGCCCGAUCCUGGAAAUCAUCGACACGGCCAUGCCCUUCACCAUCUGCAUCGCCUACUUCAACAGCUGCGUCAACCCCAUCAUAUACGGCUUUGUGGGACGCAACUUUCGGAAAAACCUACUGCGCUUGUUGCGCUGCUCGCCCAGCGGCGCUCCUGGGCCACACCCCAGCAUCAGUUCCAAAAUGAGCACCUUGUCAUUCCACACCACCGAGGCCCUGAGUCUUACAACCAAAAAUAAAAACUCAUCUGAAGUCAAGUGAGAAAAUUGUAGCACGUUUUGGUGAAGGGGCCAAAGAAGGAGGGAGGUCACGUUAUUUAAAAACCCCAACUGAAUUAACAAGCACUGAACCAUGCCGAUGUUUAUGUCAAGCUGAAUAUUCUUGAAUACCUCUACACAAAGGUUGUGUUGGAGUGCAGGUUUUGUACACAAAAUUGCUGAAAACACACAAAAGCAAUCAGAGCUGAUGUGUUACUUCCAUCUACUGAGUUUGGUGAGUGAGCUACAGUUUGUCCUCGAACUCCAGAUUCCAGUUGCCAGAACACCGGCCCACACCAACCUCUCUGUAUGUUAGUCUGAUCUGUAAUGUACAGCUACAAUAUAAAGUCAAAACUUAUUUUGGUUGUAGCAUGGAGAACAGAAUCACAUAGAUGUUGCUUGUUUGUUGUUCUAAGCAGUAAACAAAGAUGCUAAAAAAAUAAGUCAACAAUAUUGUGCCAUGUACUAUUGUGCUAGUGAGAGUAAAGAGGUUUGGUUACUGAUGUUGACAGAGCUAACACACACAACAACCACCAACAAAACAGAGUCUUCGAUCUAUAUAUUUCAGAUAUGUGUCAAAUAUGAACCAAGCCUGGAUGUGUAAGUGUAAUGUUACACCCUCUGCAUUGCAUGUAAUUAUCAUGUCUAUAGUGGCUAAGAUUGUAAAUGUGAGUCUCUCAACAUGGUGAGGAUCCAGAAAUCUGUCCUGUAAUUUAUGUACCGUGUGCAUGCGCUGCAGGAUUUAGCCGCAAAUGCGCCUUGAGGACACCAAGCAGUAAUACAUCGUCCAGUGAUGACCAUUUUGUGAGCUCAGCAGCUCUUUCAUCAUUCCAAACAGUGAUCAAAUGCACAGCAACGACGCCAAAGCUAGAGAGAAAUAAGUACACCAGGCAUGUCUUGCUAGUAGCUUUGAAACAACUGGAAACAACUUGGUGAACAUUCAUAUCGGCCAUAAACAUAACCUAACACUGUGGUAUUGUCAGUGGCAACAUUAUCUAAAAUGUGUUUGGGAGGCAUGUGAGGCGCUUGUUUAUUUGACACUUGUAUUUAAACACGUUGAUGUAUAUUUUUGUUUUUAUU